UUACUAAAUCAACAAUAACAUAGAAACCUAUAAUUUAGAAUACCAUAGUUUUUAUAUUAAAACCAUACGUACAAAAGCCCAGAUACAUUUUUCAAUCUACAUAAUUGCCUGGAAAAUUAAAUUGAUUUUGUAAUAUUUUUAAUUUCUUGCCUAUUCAAACAUCUAUAUAACGAAUAUGGGUGAUUCCGCAAGACCCUUCAAAACGGAUUUGACUGCAAGAUUCUUUACCUAUCACUGGAGAGGUUUGCUAACUAUUGUCAUACCUAUGGCAGCUAGUCCUUUCGUUUUAUGUUUUCCUGGUAGAGCUGAGUUUCGCUGCAUGUUUCUGAUAUUGGUUUGCUGUUUCUAUUGGAUAACCGAAUGUAUACCAUUGUAUGUUACCUCGUUGUUGCCCAUAUUUGUACUGCCAAUAAUGAAUAUUUUGAGCUCCGAACGUACCUGUCAAAAUUAUUUCAAGGACACUUUGGCGAUGUUUCUAGGAAGUCUCAUUGUGGCAUCUGCCAUAGAAUAUUGCAAUUUGCACAAGAGAUUAGCCCUAAAGACCAUACUAGUGGUGGGAUGCAGUCCCAGAAGAUUACAUCUGGGUUUGGUUUGUAUAACCAGUUUCAUAUCAAUGUGGAUUUCAAAUUCUGCCACUACAGCCAUGAUGUGUCCCAUAGUAAAAGCGGUGUUGCACGAAUUGGAAACGAAUAAAGUAGUCGAUGUCUGGAUGCCCGAAGAGGUGGAACCUGUUACGGAAGGCAAAAAGCAUCCUUCACGCAUUGCCAUGGCAUUUUAUUUUGGCAUAGCCUAUGCCUCAACUAUAGGUGGUUGUGGAACCUUGAUAGGCACUGGUACAAAUUUAACCUUUAAGGGAAUAUUUGAAGGACGCUUUCCUAAUGCCACCGAUAAAAUAGACUUUCCUCAUUUCAUGGGCUGGGCCAUACCAAUGGUUAUAGUUGACACUAUUCUCUUGUUUAUCUGUCUACAGUUUACCCAUUUGGGUUUAUGUCGUCCCCAGAGUCAAACUGGCCUCGAAGUGGCUCGUGGCGGUGAAGCUGCUGAUACGGUUAAGGCUGUGGUCAUGGCAAAAUAUGCCGAACUUGGACCCCUUUCAAGUCAUGAAUGCCAGGUUUUAUUUUGGUUCUUGACAAUGAUUGUUUUGCUGUUCACUCGAUCGCCGGGAUUCAUGCCAGGAUGGGGAGAUUACUUUAAUGCUGUGCCCAUAAAAACCUCUGCAGCGGUUAUGUUAUCACUAUUGGCCCUAUUUCUGUUUCCCAUGAGUUGUUCGUUUUGGAAUCACUUGAAAUCUAAAGGUAAUAUAAAAGGACCCUAUCCUGCUGUACGCGAAAAAGCUUUGAUGUCUUGGGAAUUUACUCAUGCCAAUACACCUUGGGGUCUGGUUUUCUUAUUGGGUGGUGGUUUCGCAUUGGCCGAUGCCAGUCAAGAAAGUGGCAUGGCCAAAUUGCUGGGAGAGGCUUUGUCCGGUUUGUCAGCAUGGCCGGACUUGGCUGUGCAAGGUGCUGCCAUAUUUGCCGGAACUUUUCUAACUAACUUUAGUGCUAAUGUGCCAAUAUGCAAUAUUCUAAUACCUGUAGUACAAGAACUGGCUGUUGCUAUUAAAAUGAAUCCCAUAAUGUUGGUAUUUCCAGCUGGCAUUGCCACCAGCAUGGCCUUCCAUUUGCCUGUGGGAACUCCACCAAAUGCUAUUAUAUCUGGUUAUGCAGGCAUUAAAAGCAAAUAUAUGGCUGAAGCCGGCAUCCUGCCAACAAUUUUUACAAUGCUUGUGCUUUUGUUAAAUGUCCAAACCAUGCAUUAUGUUAUAUAUCCUUCUAGAGAGUUUCCCGAAUGGGCUGCAACUGCUUAAUAACUUACCUUUUAGAAAAGAUAAUAUUCUAUGAUAUAAACUUCUUCAGCAAUAAAUGAAAUAUAUUUGUUGUAAAUAA
This is a messenger RNA of Stomoxys calcitrans (stable fly), 1925 nucleotides long. Its product is annotated as protein I'm not dead yet-like. The coding region runs from base 176 to 1846 and encodes 556 amino acids. The record is from RefSeq and is a predicted model, not a curated record. NCBI's taxonomy places the organism in Eukaryota, Metazoa, Arthropoda, Insecta, Diptera, Muscidae. Gene Ontology annotation, biological process: citrate transport; monoatomic anion transmembrane transport. Gene Ontology annotation, molecular function: citrate transmembrane transporter activity; succinate transmembrane transporter activity. The transcript is spliced from 11 exons. Gene Ontology annotation, cellular component: membrane.